AUGAUUUCUUCGGUGACCCAGUGCACUGGUUCAGUUUCAAGGAAACACUUUCUUUUCCCACAACACAACAACAAAACCUUCAUCUUGAACCCCACCACACGUAAACAGCAGGUUGUUGGCCUGCUCCCCCUCUCUUCACUCGAGGCGAUGUUUCUCGUAGAACCAGUCUCUCCGGGAGAAGUGGGGGUAGAGUUAGAACAUAAUGGAGGACAAGAAUCAGAAAUAAAUAAAAGAAUAGGAAAAGCAAUAAACUUAUACUACGCUAUAAAUAACAAAUUUAUAAAGAAGAAAGAAAUAACAAAGAAAACCAAGCUAAAUGUUUUUAAAACAGUAUUUAGACCGAUAUUAACGUUUGGCUGCGAAUCAUGGGUACUAAAUAAAGCACAAGAAUCCAAAAUAGGUGCAAUAGAAAUGAAGUUUCUUAGAGAUAUUAAAAGAGUCACAAGAAUGGACAGAAUCAGAAAUACAGUCAUAAGAGAAGAACUUGAAAUUGAAACCACUAUAGAAUAUAUAAAAAAGAGACAACUUAGCUGGUGGGGACAUCUACAGCGAUUAAACAACAAAAGACAAGUAAAAAAAGUAUGA
Molecule: messenger RNA, 585 nt
Organism: Brassicogethes aeneus
Lineage: Eukaryota; Metazoa; Arthropoda; Insecta; Coleoptera; Nitidulidae
Source: the annotation of a GenBank genome assembly